AUGGCGUCCACAGGUCUACAGCUACUUGGCCUCCUAUUGGCCGUGAUGGGAUGGGUGGGCGGUGCUCUCGUCUGCGCCGCCCCCUUGUGGCGAGUCUCUGCCUUUGCGGGCGGGGAGAUCGUGAUCGCCCAGGUUCUAUGGGAGGGGCUAUGGAUGACGUGUUUGUCCCAGAGUACGGGACAGAUCCAGUGUAAGACUUACGACUCUACCCUGGCCCUCCCCAUCUCUGCCCAGGUGUCCCGUACCCUCUCCGUGCUCUCCCUCCUCUUCUGCCUCUUCGCCCUCCUGCUUGGCGUGGCUGGGGCUAAGUGCACCAAGUGUCUAGGGGAAGGAGCCUACUCGUCCAAGGCUAGGCUAGCCCGCGUGGCUGGGGCUCUGUUCUUCUUCUCUGGGCUGCUCUACCUGAUACCCAUCUGCUGGACGGCCUACGCCGUGGUCAGGGAUUUUUACGAUCCGAAAGUCGCCGCGCCGCUGAAGAGAGAGUUAGGCCCCGCCUUGUAUCUAGGCUGGGGGGCGGGAGUUCUUCUGCUGGUGGGAGGGGCUCUGCUGAACGCAGGCUCCUCCCCUCCAGGGGUUAGGGCAACGCCUACUUUUGGGGGAGGUGGGAGGAGCAACCCACUGCCUGUGGUGGUAGAGGAGAAGGAGUAUGUCUGA
Molecule: messenger RNA, 654 nt
Organism: Salvelinus namaycush (lake trout)
Lineage: Eukaryota; Metazoa; Chordata; Actinopteri; Salmoniformes; Salmonidae
Product: claudin-9-like
Exons: 1
Coding region: 1-654 (217 amino acids)
Biological process (GO): cell adhesion; bicellular tight junction assembly
Cellular component (GO): bicellular tight junction; plasma membrane
Molecular function (GO): structural molecule activity
Source: RefSeq, a predicted model, not a curated record